This is a messenger RNA of Apis florea (little honeybee), 5898 nucleotides long. Its product is annotated as NACHT and WD repeat domain-containing protein 2. Lineage: Eukaryota; Metazoa; Arthropoda; Insecta; Hymenoptera; Apidae. The record is from RefSeq and is a predicted model, not a curated record. Gene Ontology annotation, molecular function: protein binding.
GGGUGCAGAGGGUGUUGAUCGUGAUUCGAGGACGAAGCGUACGUGGACAUGUCAGGGGUGAAGAAAUAUAUGUUCACAGACUAUAAAUGUUGGUCGAAACACGGAUACGGUCUCAGUAUCCUUGCAAUGUUGCCGGCAACUUGACUUGAAAUCGGGAUUGAUAAAAGAUAGAUAAAAGAAGAUUCGAUUCGAAAAGAAUCGAAGAGAAAUAACGUGGAAAUAAAGAAAUGGACGAAACUACUAUUGACUCGAUCUUCGCGGGAUCUUUAAAAUCCUUGCCGGCCGUUAGCUCGAAAAUCGUCAGAAUAUUUACGAGCUCCACAUUCACCGAUACGACGAUGGAAAGGAACACGUUGAUGGCACAGUGUUAUCCAAAGCUUAAGGAUUAUUGCAGGGAAAAGCACGGGUUGGAAUUUCAGGUGGUUGAUAUGAGAUGGGGUGUACGAGACGAGGCCACUGACGAUCACAUGACCACGGAGCUGUGCAUGAGGGAGAUAGAAAAUUGUCAGAGGCUCUCAAUGGGUCCAAACUUCGUGGUAUUCCUUGGACAGAAAUAUGGUUAUCGUCCUAUUCCAACGUAUGUUCUCAGUUCGGAGCUAGAAAUGUUAAGGACAGAAUUGGAAGGUCAAGGGAUGGACGUCGGUCUUUUGGAUAAAUGGUAUAAAAAGGACAGCAACGCGGUUCCUCCGACGAGUAUACUACAACCAAUAUCCUCGAUCUUGAAAAAUUUUAACAAUAAAAGAAUACCAAAGCUGCAGCAAGAGGAUCAGGCCAUUUGGUGGGACACUAUGGUUAAAAUGCAAAAGCUAUUUCGAAAAGGGGCGCAAUCUUUAUACAACUCUGGAAAAUUUGACAAAGAUACUAUGCACAAUUAUUUUAUGUCAGUUACCGAGAGGGAAGUGAUUAACGGUAUCUUGAACGUGAAAAAUACGAAAAAUCAUUGUCUGGCGUACAUACGAUAUAUAAAUAACAUUAAUCUGCAAAAUUUGAGGAAAGCCAGUUUGUUCUUGGAUAUCGUUAAUAGAGGUUUAGAUAACGAGGCUUCCAAAUUGUUGGCAAAUUUAAGGGACGAAAGACUUCCACAAAAGAUCGAGACCAUAAAUUUGCAAAGGUAACUUUCUUUUCUCGAAGAGGAACGUAAUUUCACUUUCAAACUUUUAUUUUUUUUUUUUUUUUAAGUAUACACGGUAGAAUGGAUUGGACGAGAAGGUCUCGAUCCGGAAACCCAUAGCGAGUAUCUUCAGCAUUUCAUAACGCAUUUCUACAGAAAUAUAAUAAAAUUGGUGGAUCGUGCUAUGAGAAAAGAGGAUAGCUCCGCGCAAGGGCAAAUCAUAACAGAAAUUUUGCAACAUUUGCACGCGUGUAACAAUUCGGUGAAGGUUUUUUAUGGCCGAGAAGACACUCUGGAGAAGAUUAAAGAGCACAUGUUGGGCGACAGUGACAAACCUUUGGUGCUCUACGGAGAAGGUGGAUGCGGGAAAACAUCUUUGUUAGCAAAGAGCGCAGGAUUGACGAGUAGCACGUGGCUAAUUGGGAAAAAGCCAAUCAACAUAAUUCGAUUUCUUGGCACGACACCGGACAGCAGUGCAUUGACACCAACGUUAAUUUCUAUUUGUCAACAAAUCUCCUAUAACUUCAUGUUACCCUUCGAUGAAAUUCCUGACGAUUUGGUACCGCUAACCGCUUACUUUAAGCAUCUGUUGACACUAGCUACAACCGAGCAACCGAUUUUAUUAUUCCUCGACAGUGUCGAUCAAUUAACCGGGGUUCAGGGAAACAAAUUGUCUUGGUUACCUACCAGACUUCCGUUGAAUUGCAAGGUGAUUUUUCUAGAUGAUCCUUCCUGCGUUGCCGAAGAAUCGAACCCCGUCAUCUCUCGAGAUUACCAAUUAUUACGAAGAAUGAUAGACGUAGAGGAAAACUUCAUCGAAGUGGUCGCCCUUGGCGAAGAUCUUGCCAUGGAGGUGAUUAGGAUGUGGAUGAAAACGGCUCACAGAGAUCUAAACAAUUAUCAAUGGCGUCUCGUGGCGAACGCCAUAUCCAAGUGCUCCUUACCGAUCUUCGUGAAAUUGGUGUUUGCAGAAAUUUGCAGAUGGAGAAGCUACACGAAACCGGCGGAUACCCAUUUGACUUGCACCGUGAUGGACAGUAUAAUGAUGCUGUUCGAAAGAAUAGAGAAGCAGCAUGGAAAAAUUCUUGUGUUCCACGCACUUGCUUACAUCACCGCGGCCAAGUCGGGAUUGUCCGAGUCCGAGCUCGAAGAUCUGAUUUCGUUGGACGAUAAAGUGUUGGACGACGUGUAUCAAUACCAUUUACCUCCGGUAAGAAGGAUCCCGCCACUGCUUUGGACCAGGAUACGAAACGAUUUGCCUAAUUAUUUGAGCGAAAGGGAAGCCGACGGUGUCAGUGUUCUCAAUUGGUAUCAUAGACAAUUCAGGGACACAGCCAAGGAGAGAUACUUCAAAAAUAUGAACAUGGCCAUGUAUUUCCAUUCCAUGAUCGCCGAUUACUAUCUUGGCAUUUGGGGGGGCGGUCGACCGAACCGUUUAUAUACCGAAAUUCAGAGGCACAGAUUCAAUUUGACGGAUAAGGAAGGAGUGGCAGACAGAAAAGUACCUGAACAACCUUUAGCAUUUUAUUCGAAGGAAGGAACAAUUAGUAGAUACAAUUUAAGAAAGUUCGGCGAAUUACCCUUUCACUUGGUCAGAUCGCGACGUUUCGACGAUUUGUUCGAAAACGUUUUGUUCAAUUAUGAAUGGCUACAUGCGAAACUGAGUUCAUGUCCGUUACAAGCCGUGCUUUCGGAUUUCGAGGACGCGUACAAUUUCAUCGAUAAUCAAAACAUCGUUAGAGAGCUGAUGCUGGUAGCGGAUGCGCUUAGAUUAGGUGGUGCAAUUUUAGGAUCGCAUCCAGAUAUGCUGGCACCUCAACUAAUAGGUCGAUUAUUGCCAGAAAUAGGUGGGAACGUGAACGUGAAAAUGUUGCUACGAGCGUGUGAUAACGACGGCGUAAAGGAUUGCGCUCUACUUCCGGUUUAUCACUGUCUACACACUCCUGGAGGGCCGUUGAAAUAUUCUUUGGAGGGCCAUCAAUUCGCUGUAUUUGGGUUUUGUUUAACGUCGGAUUAUCGAUACGUCGUUUCCAUAUCAAACCGAUUCAUCACCUGGGAUCUGAGCACCAGCGACAUGACCAGAGACGUGAAUCCCGGUAUCGAAGGAAUUAUGCAACAUUUAGUUUUGAGCCCUGACAAUAGAUACGCUGCUGCGUUUACGACUAAUAAUCAAAGCGUCGUAUUGAAUACACUGACGAGCGAGUUUGUAAUUAUCGAUAAUCCAUUUCCAAAUAAAGAUCCAGUGUGCGGGAUACAUCUGAUGAAUCAGUUCUUUUUCGUCUACGGUAAAUUAGGUUGGUACAGAUUCGAUUUGCGAGGAAACUUGUUGGAUAUGCACACGAAUCCAGAGGAUUCCAACAAGUGGCCAAUUUUGUGUGUGGAACACACGAAUUUGGAUGAAUAUAGAAUAGUGUUUUGGUCUGGAAACAUAGAAGAUACCAAUAUGCUUUUGCACACUUACAGGAAGAAGAGAUCACUGGAUCCUUUAUAUUUUCAUAGCGCCAUUGUUAUGAGCAAUAACAAACAAGUUUUAUAUACCUGCACGAGUAAGGACGACUAUCGAGUCACGAAAUACACAAGUGACGAAACAUCAUCCGAAUGGGAGAAAGUUCUCGAUAUGCCAAGAGCUUUCAACGAUGACGUCGAAUACUUGUUGCAAUUGAAAUUGGACAGGGAAGAGGAGAUACUUUUAGCCACAUCUGCCAAUGGUUUUAUCGUGUGGUUUUUAGAAAAUAAAAGCGAUGCGCAUGUGUUAACGUUGCCGAACGGAGUUCGAAACAUUAGCACGAAAAUGAUGUAUUCCAAUUCGAUAAUGGUCAGUGGCACCAAGAAUUACGCCGUUGCUGGUGUAAGGAAAAAUUUAUACGUUUGGAAUCUCGAAACAAGCGAGUUGGUGAAAAUAUUGGAUGCUCAUUUCGCGAGAAUUAUUCAAUUAGAAGCAUUGACUGUUGGAAAUUGGAACAGCGUCGUAACAUCGAGUAUCGACAGAAGCGUAAAAGUAUGGAAUAUAAACAAUAUCUUUGAACAGGUUCACGUAAUAGACAGACACGAGUUACAAAUCGAUAUGAUAAGUUUGGCGGAAGAAUGUAAUAUAGCAGCCAUAGUGACAAGAGAUUGCGUAGGAAUUUGGGAUUUGCAGACGGGAAGAUUGAUUUCAAAAUUGGCGGAUAGUCCGUUAGGGGCGAUUGUUACUCACGCUUGUAUAACUCACGAUGGAAAAUAUAUUGUUUCCACAGAAUCGGGUAAUGUAUUGAUAUGGAAUAGAAUUACGGAACAAGUGUUAUUCAAAGAGGAACAACAACACGUGAGACAAUUAACGUUAUUUGAAAAUUCAUCUAAAUUUAUAACCGUUUCAAGACCGAAAAAUCCCCCUGGAAUUGAAAGUAUGAAAACUACUGCGACUCUUUUUAUGAGAACUAUUCCCGAUGGAAAAACAAUGUUUACAUUGGAAUACUUAGUCAGAAGUCAUACAGGUACAUCAUUUCGAAAUGUUGUGAUGACUUCCGACAAUUCUUUUUUGAUUGCUCCUGCAGCCGAUAAGGGCAACAGAGAUUGUAUUGUUAUUUAUAAUGCGAAUACAGGAGCAUUGAUAAAUAAAAUACCAAUAAGAUUACCGGGAUUUAAAGAUAUUUUAUGUAUCACUCCUAUGCCAAAUAAAUCAUAUUGGGUAGGAAUUAUUGGAUCUGAUAAAGGUAUUAUUUUGGAUAUAAACAAAAAGAAAAUUAUUCGUACAAUUCUUAAAUGGAGCGGGAAUAUUAGCAAAGAUGGGAAAUAUACUUUAUAUGCACCUAGCAGAGGUGGCUUAGAACUUUUGGAAUUGAAAAAAGGUACCACUAUCAAGACUUAUAUUCCUAAGGUUGCAGAAGGCGUAUUUACUGUAAUAUCCAUGUUCAAUCGCACAGAUGAAUAUGUUCUUUAUUACCACAGUGGAAGAAAAACUAUACGUGUAUUUAGAUCAUCAGACUGUGAAAUGAUAGCAAAUUACAGAGUUCAAACAGAAUUGAGUGCUAUCGAUAGCACAUAUGAUGGUAAAAAUAUAGUUCUUGGAACAGUGGACGGUUGUGUUUCUGUUUUAGUCAUAGCAGAUCCUAAAAAAGAAAAUAUGAAAGAAUAUGUUGCAAACUUACCAUCUCGUGAUGAGGAUUGGAAAAAGAAAACUGAAAAACAACGAAUGACUAUUAAGUUUAAAGCUGCUGCUCGAAUUGCACGUGUAACACACGACUUAAAUACAAUUAUACGAAAUGCAAACAUUGUAGAAACAAUUCAAGAACUAGACGAAAAUAUAGAAUAAAAAUUGCAUUAUUUUUAUAGGAAAUUUUUUUUAUUAGUAUAGGAAAUAAUAUAGCACAAUUAGCGUAGGAUAAUAGUGUAUAUUUUUUUAGUAGAAGUAUCAAGGAAUAAUAAAUAUAAAACAUUAAUAAUAGAAUUUAUAUUACAUUUAUUUGUGUCUUUUUAUGUAAUUAAUUUUUAUAAUCUUUCUUUUUUUUUUCUUCUGUCUUAUAUCUUCUCCGCGUUCAAAAGGUAAAGGGCACGAGACGAGUUCUGUAUUCCAUCAUUGUAAAUGAAAUUAUUCCUGGUUUAUUCAUUAGAAUAGGUUGCCCUUGCAUAAACCAAGGUUGAUGUUUCUUUAAAUAACAAUUUUAUAACUUGCUCUAUGCAAGGGAAUGUCCUUCAUUUUACAAUGCCGUAUCGUGACUGAAGACGUCUCGUGCCGACGCAGGCGUGAUGAAGUGCAAUGUUUACAUUUUUUCUCCUUCUUUUUUUUUUUUUUUUUGUUUUACAAAUUU